Ichthyophthirius multifiliis is the source of this 786-nucleotide messenger RNA. Its product is annotated as ribonuclease t2 family protein, putative. Lineage: Eukaryota; Ciliophora; Oligohymenophorea; Hymenostomatida. The annotation marks the transcript as partial. Gene Ontology annotation, molecular function: RNA binding; ribonuclease T2 activity. Gene Ontology annotation, biological process: RNA catabolic process. Gene Ontology annotation, cellular component: extracellular region. The record is from RefSeq and is a predicted model, not a curated record. The transcript has a single exon.
UAUUAUUAACAAUAAUAUUCAUAAACUAACUCAUAUAAAAUCCAAUCUAAACCAGAAAACUUAUUUAAUCCCGUAAAAAAGGAGAUAUUAUAAGUAAUGCUAAAUAAGGUGAAUACACUUAUUUUGCUUUUGAAAGAGAAUGGCCUGGUACAGUUUGUAAAAUAAGAUAAUGUAAACCCUAAUAUAUGGGCUAGUUUGAUAGUUAAAAUUUUAAUAUACAUGGAUUAUGGCCUAAUGGUUCUUAAACUGAUAAUUGCUUUUAUCCUUAAAAAUGCGGUUCUGAAUCUUUAGAUUUAAAAAAAGUAAAUUCAUCUUCAAGAGCUUAAAUAAAUAAAUAUUGGAAUGGUCUUUAUAAUGAUAAUAAUACUUUCCUUUCUCAUGAAUGGUCUAAGCAUGGAACAUGUUUUGAUGGAGAUAUGAAUACUUUCUUUAGUUCAGCUGUUAAAUUAAAUGAUAGAUAUAAUCCUAUUAAAGCUUUGGCUUAGGCUAACAUUGUACCUAAUAAUAAAUAAGGAUAUAGUCUUGAAUCUAUUUUAAAUGCACUUUAAUAAGAUUUUGGAGCUGAAGUAGAAGUUAUUUGUAGAAAAGUAAAAGAAUAAUAAUUACUUUUUGCUAUUGAUAUGUAUCUUAAUAAAAAUUUAAAAGGAGCUAUUAAAAAUCCUUGUAGAAAAAAAAGAAAUAAUUGUAAUUAUUAAGAGAUUGUAUAUAUUCCAACUUGUUGAUUUUUAGGUAUAUUAAUUUUAUUUGUUUAAAAAUUAAUUAAAUUUGUUCAAAAAAUAUUAUAAA